Carcharodon carcharias (great white shark) is the source of this 1916-nucleotide messenger RNA. Its product is annotated as CD276 antigen-like. Gene Ontology annotation, cellular component: external side of plasma membrane. The coding region runs from base 1 to 783 and encodes 260 amino acids. The record is from RefSeq and is a predicted model, not a curated record. NCBI's taxonomy places the organism in Eukaryota, Metazoa, Chordata, Chondrichthyes, Lamniformes, Lamnidae. The transcript has 6 exons. Gene Ontology annotation, biological process: cellular response to lipopolysaccharide; positive regulation of T cell proliferation; T cell costimulation.
AUGAGCUUUGAAUUCAGAAGUCUGAAGUACGCUGCAGAGAAAAGGUGGAAUCACAAGUCUGCUGGCAAAAUGAAUACUGACCUGCAGGGAGGCCACAAAAGAAUGAUAUAUUUGCUUCAUGUUCUAAUUGUGUGGGGACAGGCCCUUCUUUCUGAUGGAUUUGAUGUCACUGUGCCGGAGACAACUUUAAUAGGCGUUCACAAUCAAAAUAUUGUCCUUGGAUGCAGGUUUACUGUUAAUGGUAGUUUGUCAUUGGAACAUAUUAUAAUCACCUGGCAACGUGCUGAGAACAGUGAGGUGGUGCACAGUUAUUACUAUGGUAAAGACCAACUCAGUCAGCAGAGUGAACAGUAUGCAGACAGAACAAGUCUAUUUCCAGAGGAAUUCAAACAUGGCAAUGCUUCACUGAAGCUGGAAGGAGUGAGAGCUGAGGAUGCUGGACAGUACAUAUGUUUUGUCAGCAAUAUAUUGGGAAGCGCCAAAGAGACAAUUUUAUUGAAAUUUGCAGCUCACUACAAGGACCCACAACUGCUGAUCAGACUCCAGCCAUCUAGUUCGAUUUUCAUUUUAGAAUCUCAAGAUUAUCCUAAGGCAUCUGUCCUCUGGUACUGUGCAGAAGCACAAGGCAUUCAGGAACAUAACCCUUACAAGGAAUGGUGGAUUGUUUUUGGCUUCAAUAUACUGGUCAUGAAGGUGAGGAAACAGCAGUCAUAUGAAUGGAACAAUUUUUCACUUUAUUGCACCCACAGGAUGAGGACUCAGAUCAGAUAUAAUACAACCUGAUGCAGGCAAUUAUUGAAGUUAUAGCCCAUUAACAAUGCGAACCCUCCUUUUUUUCCUCAUGUUCAUCAUUGCAGCUUUACCUGCGUACACUGGAAAUGUUGCUUCUUCUGAGAGUCGUGUUUCGCGAGAAGUUCAUGAGACACGUGUGCUGUGUCAUGUAUUAUGUAUGAGACUGUUCUGCUGAAACCUUUCUUUUUACAAUCUUGUCUGCAAAGUGCUGAAUUACACUGGGCACUGUAUGUUAAUAAUUACUUAUAACCAUUUGUCACGUGUGAGCAUACAAAGUGAAUGGUAGCUGGCAAUUUACCUGAAGGAGAGGGCCUCACAGCUGAGCACAUCCCUGAUCUUAUCCCAAAUCCAUCCAUAAGCACUUUACAGGAGAGGUGACAGAACUGAAUCAGAACUGGCAACUCUCUCUUUUACCUUUCAAGUCAAUUAUAACUCCCUACAGACAGCCUGGGUAAAAUUGUCUUGAUCAGAGAUCUCUCCGGUGCCCUAUUACUCUGUUUUGCUGAAUAUCAGAUGAGGCAGGAUAUGAAAUUACAGAGACAACAUGGGAUUCUGUUUUGGAAUGUAUCCCAGGUUUUGAGGCUGUUCACCCCAUUGACCUGAUUUGGGGCAUGUUUACUUGCCAACUAACACAUUGGGUGGAACCAUUUGUGCCCGCUGGCAACAGGCAUGUUUGGCACCGUGAGAAGACAAUAUGGCGAGAAGGCCAAAAAUUGGUUUCGCAAAGUUGUGAAACCAGUUUGCGAUCCUCCACUGAGCCUGUCGACGGCGGGCCGUGUUCCCCACCAUCAGACAUCGGGAACCUCAUCACAAUAAAUCUGCAUAUCAUCAUAAGGCCAGCCCACCGGAAUAAUCCCCUAUCUGCUGGAUUGUCCGUCGCGCCGGUGUGAUUGUCGGUGCAGAACACGUCUUGACAAAUGUGACGUACAAAAGUCGAGGCUUACUGCCAGGGCUUUGCUCACAUCAUGGACAUCCGAGGAGCAGAAGGUGCUGGAGCCCCACAAUGAUGACACAUUGGAGGGACGUCCAUGACAUGCUGGGUGGAUUCUCAUGGACAUGGCUCUGCUGCGAAGCAGCCCACAGAAGUUGGGAAGUCAUCUUUGAGGGUCUGCUCACAACGGAUG